GUUUGUGACAAUCACGUGACUGGCGUCCAAAUCCAUGAUUGAUUCGAGUUCAGUGUGGCAUAUAGCACUGAUGUCUCUACUACUCAGGUCUAUGCCUCAGGCUUCUUCAUCUGCGUCUGUUCGUUGCAUGAUAAUACCCGACCUUCAGUGGAAAAUCUUCCAGUUGGUCCAUGACACCUUUACAGAGCGCUCGAGAAAUCAGACACUCCUGGCACUUGCUUUAACGUGCAAGUUAUUCACUGGACUUGCACUGGACUUCCUAUGGCAAGACCUAUCUGGGAUUGCUCCACUUAUCAAAUGCCUACCUUCGAACCUAUGGAAAUAUGUUAAGGGAAACCUGGAAUUUCAAAGGACCAUGACCAUCGAUGACUGGUCUAUAUUUUGCAGAUACAACCACCGUGUCCGUUCACUCAAAACAUCAGCUAAUACGCUCGGUGCCGGAACUUGGCGUACUCUCAACUGCCCUCCCUUCUCCCUUCCAUUGCUCCCCAACUUGGUGUCUCUAGUUUGGGGUGCGAUUACCAGCGAAAAUUUUACAUUCAUCCGGUUAUUUUUGACCUCAAAAUUGACGACACUCAACAUAUCCCGUAAGAUCACAUUUGGUCUUUCCGAACAGUCCAUUUUGUUAUGUAUCCCGAUGCUGUGCCCUUCUGUCUCGAACUUCAGUAUCCAUCGGGCGAUAGAAUCGGGAGAAAUAUCGACCGCGUUGCAAUACUGGCCUCAUCUAUCCUCAGUGAGAACCGGAGAAAUUUCCGAGGUGGCCAUACUAUAUCUGUCCAACUUGACCUCACUUCGAUCUCUCAAAUUUCGUUUACCUUCAACUUUCCUAUUCGCAAGUACGCAAACACGCAUGCAGCAACCUGCAUUCUGUGCGCUGCAAGAACUGGCUAUAGAAUCCAAAACACUGGAAGUCUUAGAUGCAUUCUUCGAAACGUUAUUCGUUGCUCCCGAAAUGCUAUCCUUCACCGUCACCGAGCAAAUAUCUGCCCCGUUGGCCCUGGCAUCUUUGAUUUCCUGUUUACCCAAUACAUGCGCGCACAGCUCACUGCAACAGGUGCACUUCAACAUUGAUGAUGGGUCUUUUGAUGACAGCGAUCCGAUCGAAAUUGCAUCCUUUCAACCACUCUCCGUUUUCCGCAAUCUUCGCAAGCUCAGCUUCCAAACAGAGUACUAUUUGCAGUUGGAUGAUACCGCCCUUUUGCAGAUGGUCAAGGCCUGGCCGCUUCUGGAAGAAUUGCACUUCGAAAAAUCACGCAUAAGACAUCAUAUCACCUCAAAUACCUUCGUCUCGCUGUUGCAACAUUGCCCAUGUUUAGUCUCGGUUGGCAUUGCUGUAAACUGGUCUGCUGUAGACAACCACGGGAUAUCACUCGAUGUUCCUUACCACGGAUUUGCACACAAAAUGCUAUCUCAUGCAUCCUUUAGUAAUUCAAAAAUUCGCCAUCCAACGAGGAUUGCUGCUUUUAUCUCGGCCAUCGCACCUAAUAUCAAAUCAGUUAAGGCAUGGGGCAUGGCCAUAUACGAGCACGAUCGAGGCUUCGUUAAAUACUGCUCAAGAUGGGAUCUCGUCCAGGAUUUGAUCAAGUCCUUCUCUAUGGUUCGCGAGCAAGGGAGGAGAAUGGUGCUGCUAGCAGGUGAAGAGAGCGAUGAGGAAGCGGACGUUGGUGAUGCCAGUGGGGGUGAAGAGGAUUCCGAGGAAGAUACGGAUGAAUAUUCCGAUCGAACUUCAUCAGACUGGGAGGAAGAAUGAUUCAAAACGCAGAUAAUCGUGUAAUGAGUUCGCCUUUGGUGUUCAGCGCCUGGUGCCGUGAGAUACAGCCAUCUCCGUCCAAACUGACGUGUCAUGGGCCAUCGAGAGUUGCAGUCGCGUACUAUGCGCGCGUAUGGUAUCAUAGCCACUGGAAGUGAUCAUUUGUAGCCAUUGCUUUCAGGUCACAAUCUAAUUGACAGUUGCGGGAGUGCACGAGUCAAUAAUAAGCUUUUCAGUCCAUUUCGAGGCCUACGGGUGCGACUCGGAGCUCGAUGCUCGUCUCAAAUAUCUGGCAACAGUGGCAAGG
Molecule: messenger RNA, 2057 nt
Organism: Suillus bovinus
Lineage: Eukaryota; Fungi; Basidiomycota; Agaricomycetes; Boletales; Suillaceae
Exons: 2
Coding region: 35-1750 (571 amino acids)
Source: RefSeq, a predicted model, not a curated record